UGUACAAAAACCCGACCCCAUUAGGUCGCCGACGAGAGGUUACAAAAUCAGAGAGGAGGAGAAAAAUAUCUAAAUAAAGGCGUAGGAGAUUGCAUAACAACAGAUAGAGACGAACGAAGAAGGUCUACAAAAGAUGCAUCCGAUAAAUGCGGUGGUUGCGGCGAGGAUGUUGGCCGGAAUCUCGCAAUCUAACACCGUGGGAAGCGAAGCCAUCCCAUUCGGAUCGCUGGAGUGGAUCACUUACGCCGGAAUCUCUUGUUUCCUCGUCCUCUUCGCCGGAAUUAUGUCUGGGCUCACUUUGGGUCUCAUGUCUCUAGGUCUCGUCGAGCUCGAGAUCCUCCAACGCAGUGGUACUCCAAAAGAGAAGAAACAAUCAGCUGCGAUUUUUCCGGUUGUUCAGAAACAGCAUCAGCUUUUGGUAACUCUGCUUCUGUUCAAUGCUCUUGCUAUGGAGGGGCUUCCUAUAUACUUGGAUAAGAUAUUCAAUGAGUAUGUUGCUAUUAUUCUAUCCGUCACUUUCGUGCUCUUCGUCGGAGAGGUUAUACCUCAAGCUAUAUGUACCAGGUAUGGAUUAGCAGUGGGAGCUAAUUUGGUAUGGCUUGUCCGUAUCUUAAUGGUUCUAUCGUAUCCGAUAUCUUUUCCUAUUGCAAAGAUGUUGGAUUGGGUACUGGGACACGGUGACCCUUUAUUUAGGAGAGCUCAGUUAAAAGCUCUUGUAUCGAUUCACGGUGAAGCUGCUGGCAAGGGAGGUGAACUUACACAUGAUGAGACCACGAUCAUUAGUGGAGCACUUGAUUUGACUGAGAAGACUGCCCAAGAAGCUAUGACGCCAAUUGAAUCAACUUUUUCCUUGGAUAUAAAUUCAAAGUUGGAUAGGGAAGCUAUGGAUAUGAUUCAAGCACGAGGUCACAGCCGCGUUCCUGUCUACUCUGAGAAUCCAAAAAAUGUUGUCGGACUUCUCUUGGUGAAGAGUCUCCUUACAGUUCGCCCUGAGACAGGGACUCUUGUCAGUGCAGUUGGUAUACGCCGAAUUCCAAGGGUUCCGGCUGAUAUGCCUCUGUAUGAUAUACUGAAUGAGUUUCAAAAAGGGAGCAGUCACAUGGCUGCAGUUGUGAAGGUUAAGGGGAAAAGCAAAGGUCUUCCUCCGACUGUGCUUGAAGAAGCUGUGCUUGAAGAAAAUAGUGGUAAAUCCGAGUUGACUGCACCUCUGUUACUGAAGCGAGAAGGGAGCAACGACAAUGUCAUUGUACGCAUCGACAAGGCUAGUGGGCAAUCAUUCAUCAGCGAUGCCGGCAGACAAGGGUUUUCGGAUACUUCAGAGGAGAUUGAAGAUGGAGAUGUAGUCGGUAUCAUCACAUUGGAAGAUGUGUUUGAAGAACUUCUGCAGGAGGAGAUUGUGGAUGAAACAGAUGAGUAUAUAGACGUGCAUAAAAGGAUUCGGGUGGCGACUGUAGCAGCGGUGGCCAUUUCAUCCUUAGCGAGAGCACCUUCAGGCCGGAGGUUACUGGCCCAAAAGGGAACUGUACCAAAAACGCCGAAGGCAUCUUCUACUUCUAAUUCUAAUUCUAAAUAGGAUGACAAACUGAUCGCAACCAUGACCGAUGCUUUUCAAGGAAACAAUUGAUGAUUCAGGUGGGUGCUGUUGAUUUUUUGCUUGAGAUGUGAGAAAUAAAUAAAGGCUUGAAAAGUAGAUCAAUUUGGAGCACCUUCUCUUUCACUGUUUAAUGUAUAAUACGUACAUGUCGAUAUAAUAUCUACAAUUCUUUCAACUUUCUUUAACUCCGAGUUUAUUCUUUUGUAUAUCCUUGCUAGAUUAUGCACUGCCCUACUAUUAGUACUUA
This is a messenger RNA of Camelina sativa (false flax), 1841 nucleotides long. RefSeq names its product DUF21 domain-containing protein At4g14230. Gene Ontology annotation, biological process: magnesium ion homeostasis; intracellular manganese ion homeostasis. Gene Ontology annotation, cellular component: cytoplasm. NCBI's taxonomy places the organism in Eukaryota, Viridiplantae, Streptophyta, Magnoliopsida, Brassicales, Brassicaceae. The record is from RefSeq and is a predicted model, not a curated record.